This is a messenger RNA of Haliotis rufescens (red abalone), 4556 nucleotides long. RefSeq lists its product as uncharacterized. Bases 786 to 2792 code for a protein of 668 amino acids. NCBI's taxonomy places the organism in Eukaryota, Metazoa, Mollusca, Gastropoda, Lepetellida, Haliotidae. The record is from RefSeq and is a predicted model, not a curated record. The transcript has 4 exons.
AUUAGCUAUCAAUUUCAUAUUAGUAUUUGGCUACCCAUUCUUUAAUUCAAAGUACUAAACAAAAAAUAUUCCAGAGGCAAGUGACAAGUCAAGUGAACGUCUGUUUGCACUCCAUUACUCCCGAUCCAAUGUAUAGCGUGUAUUGCACACAGUGUCAGGUGUAGCACCCUAUGACAGGUGCUUCAACAAGGUCCUGACAACUAUCACAGAUAAUGAUCAUGAGUGAAAGCCCCGAGUCAACAAUGAUGUAAGUGGAAUCAUGGAGUAGUGUGACAGUGGAGUGGUUGUCCUGCACACAUGACCGGUUGUAGAUGAGCUGAUAUACCUGUCAUGAAGACUGCACUGGUGAAAGUCCAACGUAGUGAGAGAGUACUGUCUCAAAGGAAGGGCACAUUUCUGAGCAUUGACUAGUGGGCUAUUAGUGGACUGUCAGGAACAUAUACAGUUUAUCUCCAGAAACAAUUUGUUGCCUAUUCCAGUAGGAAUGUGUGUGCCCUAGAAACCACCCAUAGCAGAUCCUCCUUCAGCAUGAAGAAUUUGCUUUGAAGGGGCCAUCUUCAAGUUCAGACGCCAUCUUCAACCGCAUCUUCCAGGAUUAUGACAAUGGCAGUGUGAGUGAGUGAGUGAGUUGAUUUCACGCCAAUUUUAGUAAUAUUCCAGCAAUGUCACGGCGAGGGACACCAGAAAUGGGCUUCACACAUUGUACCCAUGUCGGGAAUCGUUCCCAGGUCUUCAGUGUGACGAGCAAACGCUUUAACCACUAGGCUACACGACCGCCCCUGACAAUGGCAGAACCAGUGCGGCUGUCCAAGUCACUUGAAAAUCUGGCAGCAGAUGACAUGACACCGUCUCUUGCUGACAAGAAGAGCUUCUCUAAAUCGGUGGACAAUCUGGAGGAUGAAUUCAGUCUUCAGUCUGCUGACAAGACCUCUGUCGAUCUAAAUAAUUACUUUGAUGAUAAUGAAGAAGGGACAGAUGAAGAUUCCAAAUCAGAAACCUUUGAUAACAAUGAUCUAGGUUAUGAUGAAAAUGAAGGAUCAAACGGCUUAGAAAACAUGGAGGCAUCUUUGUCUCGCAUGACAAGGGUUGUAGAUUCAGCUGACCAGUCAGACUGUGUAUCAAGUGAACUGGAACCAAGGAAAGACUUGGAAACAUCUUUCUAUGAAUCAAAUUCAAAAUCAUCAUCCUCAAAACACAGCAAUGUCAUGAAAAACAUGUUAAUUAUUCAUGGUAAAGAAAAAUCAGUUUUAGAUAAGAACUGGGAAGAAGUCAAAAUUGACAAGGACUUACAAGUUUCUGUGAAUGAAUUUCUUAAAGGAUUUUUUGAAAGUUAUUUGAAUGGAGCUCCAAAUGAUGAGAGGAUUCUGCUCAUCAAAGCUUUGCAUGAACGUGCUCUGAAGGCAGAAAUAUCAAAAUGGUUGUGUGCAAAGUUACAGAUAGAACGAGAUGGUUGGUCACUGAAACUGAGGAUGGCCCUGAAGGAGGUUGAGGAGAACAGGAAGACAGCACUAAAGGCAGCAGCAAUACUCCAGGACUGCAGCAGCCAGCUCCGCCUUCUGCUGGAGUGUUUCAGCAUCAGUGACUCACUGCUGGACUCCAUACCUCACAGCAGUAGCAGGGAAGAAAUACAGAGAUCCCUGGAACUGUUGGUGGAGAUCUGUAAUGCCUUGAUGGAGGACCGUUUCCAGUGCAUGCAGCUUCUGGACAUGGAGGAGGAGGAGCAGGAAGGGGGAGAGAUGCUGGCUGUGAGGCUGCGGCAGCAACUUCUGGUGCAGCAACACUCAUGCAAACAUCAGGUGCAGGAGGCCACAGAGAAAACCAAGCAGGCCGAAUCAGAGAACCUGAAGCUGCUGAAGGAGGUGGUAAAGAUGAAGAAAGUGCUUGGACAGAAGCAGCAAGAUGUAGAAUGGCUGCGUCAACAGAUGACUGACAUCAAUGAAGUGGUAGCAGCUAAACAGGUGAAGGUGCUGGAUAAAUCGACAUCAACAGAAUCAACGGCUGACCAGUCCAGACCAAACAAGUCUCAGAGACCAUUAACAGAAAGUGUCAUUUCCACACAAAAGACAUCUUCUACCAAAAUGAGCCAGAGGCCAGCAACUGAAACCCAGACGUCCACAAAAGGCAAAGAGGCCUCUGUGAUCCAUAUAUCCCAGGAGAAACUCCAUGCACUGAAACAGAGGGCCAAGAAACUAGAGGAUUCCCUCCAUGAUGCCAUAGCAAGCAUGGACAGACUGCGCAAAUCCACAGGGCCAGUGACUAACAGCCACAACCUCAGCUUAGCAAAUGACAUUGACCUGUCCCCUCUGAUACUAAAUGGAGAUGGGCAGGCAUCUUCAAGUAGACAUACCGGCAGCAAAAAGAAUUGGCAAAGAGCUUCUUUUGAAGUGAAAGGUGCUCCGAAUACAAUGACAACAAAAACUCUCAAUCCUAUACCGAAACUGAAUCUUAAGCAUUCAAGUAAACACAACGAUAAACGUAGCAUAUCUGAGAGAGGUCCUCCCAAGGAAACAUACAGGCAACUUGAAGUAAAAAAGACUGCAGAAUUGUCUGCAACUCUGGCUCAUCUCAAAGCUUUCAAACCUCAGGUAGGCAAGGUAUCCAAGUGCCUCAGGUGUCAGAAAUUGUUUCGGUCAAUCGACAAUCACAAGUUGGCCUGUCUCUACCAUGCUAAGAGUAAAGAGCGAGUAGAGAAGUAUACUGAAGGUGGUCAACUGGUUCGUGUUCUGUAUAUGUGGACUUGCUGUAAACAAGAGGUGGACUCGGAAGGGUGCUGCUAUGGACAGCAUGUAUGACAUCAGCCUUAUACUGUCCAUAUUGUGUAGGAUAUACUCAGGAUAAUGUGUGGGUGAUUGAGAUUGUUGUCACGCCACCUAACUUUCAGUAUUUCAGGUGUAUGAAGUGUCAGCCAAAUGUAGGAGGAAAGGAUAAUGUGACACAGCUGAACCUUCUAGCAAGGAUAUGGUCCUGACAGUCUAAAGGAUAAUAAUUUAAGCUCCCUGGGAUUGGAUGGUUAGGUUUGCUUACUAGGUUGAUUUCAUGUCAAUCACUGGAUUGUCUGGUCAAGACUGGGAUGUACUACCAUGCCUUGGCGCCUUACACCACUGGGCCAACCAUGUAGUGUAAUGAGUUUUUCUGUGAACAGCUAGUGUCAUUGUGAUAGUUUGAUGGUGAUUCAUGGGCACAUCCAUAUGAUAUGGUCGGAAUCUUUCUGUGGACUGCUUUUAGCUGAGAUUUCCUACAUGAUUAUGGAAAUGGUUUUGUUUCUAUUAUUUAUGUGUGCUCCAAUAUUUGGGCAUCUUUUUGGCAAGUACUUGAGGGGAACCAUGGAUAUUAAGCCUGCCUAAGAACCAGCGUUUGAAAUUGGCACUAGUCCUGUAGUCCUUGCCAAACUGCCCAAUAGUUAAGGUAUCAUAAGGACUAGUAGAAAUUUGCACUUUUCAAAGGUUUUGCUGUAUGUUAUCAUUAUAAGGACUAGUGGACUAAAACUGUUAGUUUCUACCGCUGAAGAACCGUUUACGUGUAUGAAGAAAUUGUAUGUAAUAGCAUGAACUCUAUUUAGUUUUUAUUUAUUGACUCUUCAGAAACAGGUCUUUUGGCUAGGCAUUUUUUUACAUGACAACUGAUUUGUUUUGUCAUGAUUCUUCUAACGCAGACACUUGUUUAUGUCAGGGUGAAUCAAUUUUGGGGGCAUACAUAACACAACCACAACUUCCUCGAAACCAAUUUAUUUUUGUCACACAAUAAUUGGUUCAUUGACAUGAAUGAAUGCUCCAUAAAAGAAUAUGAAUUAAUGAAAACGUUGUACAUGUACCUGCUCAUGGUAUAUGUUGAAAAGAUAUGCAAGAUAUUGGAAAAUAAGAAUACACUUACAAACACGAAUUGUUGAAAUAUAUUCAUUUUAUGAAGAUAAAUCCUGUUCUCAUUCAACUGGUGAAGAGUAAUGUGAACUGUCAACUAUGCAAUAAUAUAGUGAUAUUUCUGUAAUGGUGUUCCAUUUUGUCAAAGAAGGAUCUAUGACUACACAUUUUAGCUGCGAUAUGAAUUUUUCUUUUACUGUGAUAUCAUUGUGAUAAUUGAAUUUAUUUGAAAUAAACAAAACAUCUCUUAUAAAACAUUGUAAGUAGUUUAAAAACCAGACUGGUACUGACUUUUGACUGAAGUGCAACUUCACAUUUCAUUCGAAAUAACAAUUACUCUAAAAACAAUUGUAAACAAUAACCAUUGUAUGAUUUUCUUCUUUCAUAACAUAUACUACAGUGAUCACUACAAAGCUACCUUUGGGGUCCAAACAAUUUAUGAGAGUUAUAGACGAUCAGCUGUUUAACCGAGGUGGAGUCAUAGGGGGUAGAUAACCAACACAACAGUACAUGCUCUGCCCACCUAACAUGAUCUAUGCUGCACGUUUCAGAGUUUGAAAAAAGAUUAGAAUAGUAGUUGUUUAAGAUUCAUAGCGUAAACAAAAGAUUUAUCAAGUGUUAUGCACUUUAAAAAAAACCCAUCGUAUUGCUUCAGCAAAUUCAGGUGUCUAUAUAGCGAUAAUCUGUCUGUGGUUUCUG